This is a messenger RNA of Carcharodon carcharias (great white shark), 1455 nucleotides long. It is a transcript of the gene tph1a, whose product is annotated as tryptophan hydroxylase 1 (tryptophan 5-monooxygenase) a. The coding region runs from base 1 to 1455 and encodes 484 amino acids. Gene Ontology annotation, molecular function: tryptophan 5-monooxygenase activity; iron ion binding. NCBI's taxonomy places the organism in Eukaryota, Metazoa, Chordata, Chondrichthyes, Lamniformes, Lamnidae. The transcript is spliced from 11 exons. Gene Ontology annotation, biological process: serotonin biosynthetic process; aromatic amino acid metabolic process. The record is from RefSeq and is a predicted model, not a curated record. Gene Ontology annotation, cellular component: neuron projection.
AUGUACUCCAACAGAUACGAGGGACCGAGGAGAGGACGAUCAUUUGAAUCCAUGAACUCCGGUUUGGACGAGAAGCAGCUGAAUAACGAGGUUAGUCGAUCGAAUUUCAGCAAAAUUGAAGAAAAUAAGGAGAAUAAAGAGAAUUGCAAUGUGUCUGUAGAGCGGGGACGAGUGGCUGUUGUCUUCUCACUGAAAAAUGAAGUAGGAGGGUUGGCGAAGGCACUGAAACUCUUCCAGGAGAAACAUGUGAACCUGGUUCACAUCGAGUCUCGAAAGUCCAAGAGAAGGAACUCUGAGUUUGAGAUCUUCUUGGACUGUGACAGUAACAGAGAACAACUCAAUGAAAUCAUCCAAAUUUUGAAAAGCCACUUUAAUGUGGUCACCCUGAACCCACCUGACAACUCCUAUGCACAGGGAGAUGAUAUGGAAACUACUCCCUGGUUUCCAAAGAAGAUUACUGAUCUGGAUAAAUGUGCAAACCGUGUGCUGAUGUAUGGCUCGGAUCUGGAUGCAGAUCACCCGGGAUUCAAAGACAACGUCUACCGGAAGAGGAGAAAAUAUUUUGCUGACCUGGCCAUGGACUACAAACAUGGUGACCCCAUUCCACGGGUAGAAUUCACAGAGGAAGAAGUGAAUACCUGGGGUACAGUUUUCCGAGAGUUGACCAAGCUGUACCCGACACAUGCCUGCAGAGAAUAUCUGAAGAAUUUGCCUCUGCUGACAAAGUAUUGUGGCUACAGGGAGGACAAUGUUCCUCAGUUGGAGGAUGUAUCCAGGUUCCUAAAAGAAAGGAGUGGGUUCACUAUCCGACCAGUAGCUGGUUACCUGUCUCCUCGGGAUUUCCUGGCUGGUCUGGCAUUUCGAGUGUUUCAUUGCACUCAAUACGUGAGGCACAGCUCAGACCCUCUGUACACCCCUGAACCCGACACAUGCCAUGAGCUAUUGGGACACGUUCCUCUUCUGGCUGAACCCAGUUUUGCUCAAUUUUCUCAGGAGAUUGGCUUGGCCUCUUUGGGAGCAUCUGAUGAAGCAGUUCAGAAACUAGCCACAUGCUACUUUUUUACUGUGGAAUUUGGUCUGUGUAAGCAAGAUGGCCAACUCAGAGUCUAUGGAGCAGGUCUGCUGUCUUCUGUCAGUGAACUGAAGUACUCACUCUCAGGAAAUGCCAAGGUGAAGCCUUUCGAUCCAAAAGUCACAAGCAAGCAGGAGUGUCUCAUCACCACGUUCCAAGAUGUCUAUUUUGUUUCAGAAAGUUUUGAAGAUGCAAAAGAGAAGAUGAGGGAAUUUGCAAAGGUCAUCAAGCGCCCGUUUGGUGUGAGAUACAACCCAUACACACAGAGUGUGGAGAUUCUGAAAGACACCAAGAGCAUCACAAAUGUUGUAAAGGAACUUCGUCAGGAGCUUGAUAUUGUUUCAGAUGCUCUCAGCAGGAUCAAUAAGCAAUUCGGCAUCUGA